AUCAUUUGUUCAUUUGGCGUAUUGUAUUACUUGUAUUGUUGACUAUAUCAUCCCUCAUUGGUUUCUUAGGAUAUAUUAAAUUUUCAUUGACAGAAUCAGUCAGACCAGUUCGAAUAUCUAGUUGGGUAUUUUAAAUAUUAAUAAAGUUAUUAAUAAAUGCUGCAACUGAAAAAGGCUAUUUAAUUCUUUUAGUCAAUAUUUUGUCUUCAUAAUACAGACAAUAUUUAAAACAUUAUAAAAAUGUUGCGCAGUAGUACUACUAAACUUUCAUCAGCUCUAGUGAGACAUAUUUCUUCAUCUUAUCAGAUGAAUAAACAAUUUGAAAUAAAUAGUAAUAGCGAAUUUGUUAGUAAAGUAAUGAAUAGUUCAGUACCAGUUAUUGUAAAUUUUCAUGCAGAGUGGUGUGAUCCUUGUAAGAUCCUAACACCCAAACUAAUCGAGCUUAUAGGACCAAUGGAUAAAUUAGAUCUUGCCAUUGUGAAUCUAGAAUCAAAUCCAGAAUUAGUACAUAUUUUUGAAGUAAAAGCUGUCCCAGCUAUUACAGUAAUUUCAAGUGGAUUGGUUGUUGAUAAGUUUGUAGGUUUAAUUGAUAUAGAUAUCAUAGAAAAUUUAAUACACAAACUUACCAAUACUUCUCCAAAUUCUGAAAAUGAUAAGAGACCAAAUGAAACAUGAGUAUUUUACAUAUUAUUCAAAGUAAUAAUUAAAUAUAUUUUUAUUCUAUUGUGCUAUAUAAUUCUACUUCUCUUAAUUUUUCAAAGAGCAAUAGUAAAACAAGAGCAGCGCGAUUGUGCUGCGUGGUAUUUAAACGAUUAAAAGAAAUAUUUUAUUACAUGUUUAAAAUGCAACUUGUGAAGUUGCAUGAAAAAGAAAGAAUAAUUAUGUUAAACUAUAACAAAUUUUAUUAAAAUUGUGAAUAAAUCUAGUUUACAAGAAGUAUAUUUACUAUUAUAAUUUAAACAUAAUUAAGGUUUUGAAUUAAUACCGGGAUAAAACAUACGAUUGUAAUUUCAAAAAAGAUAACAUGUUUAUUAUUCAUCAUUUUUUUUUUUUUUUUAAUAAUAAUUUGUUAAUUAUUUUACAAACUCUUAAUAAUGUAUUAUAUGUAUUAGUAAUAUUAUAACAUGAUUAUAAAAUGAUUUUUUAAACUGAUUGUAUGUUACAUAGUACAAUGUUAUAAUAAUUAGUAUUAACGGCCUUUUUUUUUAUUUUACGAAGUCGCCACACUAGCAGUAUUUAUUAAACUAAUCCUAAUGUUAAAACUGAAGUAUAUUUCAAGGAACUUACUUUCUUUGCAUAAUUGCUAUCACUACUUAAAUAUCUCUUAGUAGAGUACAGCUAAUAAGAUUAAUUUGUUUCAUCUGAAUAAAAUUCAUUGAAAGCACAUUAUGCAACAAAGUUAACAAUGGCUUAUUAUUAAAUAAUGAAUGUAAACCUAAAAACGAUAAACUGUGACUGAUGUAGGAAUUAUGAACAAAUUGUUAUUUAAUCUAGCUUCUACUUUAGGUUUAUUUCAACUUGCGAAACAAUUCUGUACAAUCUAUGUAUGAAAUUGUUACUGAAAAUAGAUAGUAGGCCUAAAACAUAAUAAAAGUAAUUUAAUCCAUGUA
Messenger RNA from Osmia lignaria (orchard mason bee), 1610 nucleotides. Its product is annotated as thioredoxin C-1. Gene Ontology annotation, cellular component: mitochondrion. Lineage: Eukaryota; Metazoa; Arthropoda; Insecta; Hymenoptera; Megachilidae. The record is from RefSeq and is a predicted model, not a curated record. Gene Ontology annotation, biological process: cell redox homeostasis.